Eublepharis macularius is the source of this 4001-nucleotide messenger RNA. RefSeq names its product autophagy related 10 (gene ATG10). The transcript is spliced from 9 exons. Gene Ontology annotation, biological process: macroautophagy; protein lipidation; protein modification by small protein conjugation. Gene Ontology annotation, molecular function: Atg12 transferase activity. Gene Ontology annotation, cellular component: intracellular anatomical structure. The coding region runs from base 198 to 872 and encodes 224 amino acids. NCBI's taxonomy places the organism in Eukaryota, Metazoa, Chordata, Lepidosauria, Squamata, Eublepharidae. The record is from RefSeq and is a predicted model, not a curated record.
CUUGCCCUUCCUGCGCGGAGCCUUUCCCAUAGAGGGGGAGGGGACGGAGCCGGCUCUGCGUCUCUCUCAGAAAUUGGCGGGCGGAGAAGGCUACAGAGCUGGGUGUUAUCACUGGUUGUACUCCGCAGACAACCCAGCAAUUGAGAGAAGGAAGGGGCAGAGCCAGUGCACCACUGCUCACUUUCCCUCCCUGUGUGAUGUCACAUAACUCGGAUGGUGAGGAUGACUGUUUGGAGGAGAAUAAAUUCAAAGAGUAUUGUGCAGAGUUUAUCAAACACUCGCAACAAAUAGGAGACUGUUGGGAGUGGAGAAAUGUAAAGGGUUCUACUGAUGGCUAUAUGCAUAAAACACACUUCCAAGUGAAAGGUCGAGGUGUCUCAUCAGACUUAGGGGAGAUAACGAACGACAACGAUGAAAUAACAUUUACUUAUGUUGAGGAAGCUCUGGAUGACUCUCAGGUGGCUGGAAUCCAUGCGACAUCAGAGACAAUUCGCUAUGAGUAUCAUGUUCUGUACUCCUGCAGCUAUCAAGCUCCUGUGCUGUAUUUUCGAGCAUGUUUUUUAGAUGGAAGGCCUUUAACUUUGGAUGAAAUAUGGAAUGGUGUUCAUGAAUGCUACAAGGAACGUCUCUGGCUGGGUCCAUGGGACACUAUUACACAACAGGAACAUCCAUUACUUGGACAGCCGUUCUUUGUACUUCAUCCUUGUCGGACAAAUGAAUUUAUGGCUUCUAUAUUAUCCAGUUCACAGAAAGGAAAGAGGAACACAAAUUACAUUAUCUCAUGGCUAAGUGUUGUUGGUCCUGUAGUGGGACUCCAGCUACCUCUGAGUUAUGCAAAAGUCAAUUCUGAGCAGAGGGCAAGUGCUGAUUAAAGAGGUUCCCUAAAAACACGAAUAACGGUGAAUUGUAAAGCUAAACUCAGAUGCAAAGGUGGCAACAUCAUGGUGAACAAGCUGUCCACUUCAUCAUAAGAUACCUCAACAUGUCACAUUGUGUUGACAUUAUUGUAUCUUAUAACAAGAAAUAAUUGUUUUUCAUGACAAGGACAGGCCUACCAGAAAGCAAAUGCCCAUUCAUGUAAUGGUUAUCAAAAGCAAUGGGUUUAAGAUCUCAGAUGAUGAAAAUCUCCUUUCCUCUUCUCUUGUCAUUAUAGUUUAACAGUUGGUUGAAAGGAAAUACCUGUAUGCUGAAUUGUGUCCUUCCUGCAAUUUGAUUUAUUAGACCCAUUAGCAACAGUAGUAAGUUACAGAUAGAUAUACAAGUUACUUCACAACACUACAUAAGACUUUGUGGAGCAAACAACAAAAAAUCAUUGGGUGCAUGUCUGCCGAGAGACUGUGGAGGCCGCUCCCCUGACUGGCUGAUACUGUGGGGAGGGGCUCAAACCCUGACUCUUUAGCUGGGUAAGACAACUGAUCUAUUUAAAGACCUUCCCCUAGGUAUGCAGGAGAAGAGGGAUGUGGGGUCAGGAUCAGGCCAGAGCCCCAGUAUUGUUCAAGCCUAUCACAAAGCUCAAGCAAUCAGUAGAGGGACAGUCAAAAUGCCAGGAAGCACCCCAACCUCUUGGCCAUUGUAUUCUCCACCCACCUGACUACAGCUGAUAGGUGGGGCAGUGAAGAAGUCUCAGCCCUAUGACAUCUUUUAGGGUGGGGCGGGGAUGCUGACAUCAUGACCCCUUUACAUUUUAAACCCUUGCCUGCCGAUCAGCUGCUUGCUGAGAUGGGGAAUGAGAAAGAUGGGCAGAGGCUAAUUUACAGGGACAACUUCUUUCCCCUGCACUGGGAUGGGGUAAGGAAAGAGGUGGGCCAGCUGCAUUCUGUGGUAGGCAUCUGACAAUUGGCUUCCAUUUACUAACGGGAGGCUUUCCUCCUGCAAGAAGCAGUGGCCCCUAUGGAGCAUAUGCAGGCUGUAAGGCUGCCUUUAAAAUCAGGAGAGACGAGGCCGAUGAGGACACACUGGCAUCUUCCUCCUGCAGCUAAAGGAGAGGGAUGGAGGAUCAGGAUGAGGCCUAACCUCCUAUCUCAUUUCCAAAGCCUGGGGAACUCACAGCCAGCAACACAAAUCAACAUGAGGGAAGGGCAGUUGCCCCUCUUACAAUAUGACAUCUCUUCAUCUGUGUACAUCUUCAUGUGUAAUGAUCACACAUGCAUAGGCAACGUGAACAUUUUAUUCCUCGAAUGCCCAUAGUAAUAAAUGUACAGUGAUGCAUAUGGUUAGGUUAGAAUCAGGCCAGACAUGGUGGCAGCCCUGUUCUGCCCGUUUCAUAUGUAAAAAUGUGACUUGGUGGUGUUGGUGUCUAAUUUCAACAUCAACAGAGGCAUGUGCAUGAGGAAAGCUGAAUUGUCCCCCUCUUUACUUUUUACAGCCUCUUUUACUGGGCAUCUUUGGAGAGAGGAUUUAAACCACAGGAGAGGAUUAAAUAGCCUUUCCCCCAGUAACCUUUCCCCAGUUAUCUGAAUAUCCUAGCAUUAUAUGAGUAUCCCAGCAUUAAAUUCCACAACGCUCAGUAACUUUUAUUAAGUUCAGUAGUUAAGAGGCAUACUUUUAACUAUCAGAAAAUCCAUUUCAUUUCCUCCUUAGUUAUUACAUUAAAUUCACAUUUUGGGGUGUACCAUGCUAGAUUUAUGAGUAAACACUGUAUCUUGCCUUUACCUAGACAAAUUUUCAUUCAGCAAAUUUCAUUUAACCAUGGUGCGUGAACCACAGUGCAGUACACAGGAGCAGUUUCUUUUCAACUCCUCCUUAACAAACUUAAAAUAAAACAACCUUACUGUUUUAUUUCAUUUAUUCAGCAGUUAGAAACAAAUUAUAUAUAAAGUCAAAUGUUAAAAUAAAUAUUUAAAAUGUGUUCUUAGAUAUAAAUAGAUAUAAAUAAAUAAAAAGCUCUUAGAUACACUACUUGAUAAUUGCUUGUUUUACUUUGUAUCUUGUUGAAUAGUAACAAAUGCAAUGGGUAAAGUUAGAUUCUUUGGCUAGGUGAAAUAAUUUUGGACAUUUCUAAAGAAUGAGCCUUGUCCCAGUGGGGUAAAACAACACGUAAGUGAAGUUUUAGAAAUUAAUUAGGGUCAAGAGAGUAAAGUAAUGUGUUUCACAAGGCUGUCUUCAGCCACACAAUUCUUAGGGGUUGUGGUAUAAUCACUAGAACUCUUGUAUUUCUGAAUACUUCAUCUGGCUUCUUAUAAAAGGUAUAUAAUCUGUAUUACGCAUUGAAUCCAAAGCCAGGUUUACCUGCUCUCACUAGGAAGAUACAUCUCAUUAUACUGUGCGGCUGGCAAGCUUAUCACCUUAACUUGUGUUACAGCAGAGACACAGCAGCAGAGACUUUUCCUGGCUGUUUAGCUGAAACUAGCCUCUCACUGUAUAACUGCAUUUGAUUUAGAUAGGUAGCUGUGUACCUAUCUGUAGCAGUAGAAAAGAGCAGGAGUCCAGUAGCACCUAUAAGACUAAGAAAAUUUGUAGUAUUCAUGAAUAUAGGUGCUACUGGACCUUUGCUCUUUUCUACUGCACUUGAUUUGUAGUUUCCAGCAUGUCUGCCUGUGCAGAAGCUAGGAGUGUGCAAUCCAGCCUUCAUAUACCAGUUACAUAGCUGGAUUCAUGCCAAUCCAGGAAGUGUCAGAAUAUAAACUCACUUGCACAUGUGUAAAGGCUGUUGUGCCCUUUAACAUAGAGCAUAGGGUGAGUCAGCAAUUUCUCUGACAGUUCACACCUGAUCAAUUAAGCUGGGAUUGCGGCAUGAUUGCAUCAGCCGUGUGCUGGUUGGCUGACUCCAACUCACCCUAUAGGCUAGUGGACACUUAAAAGUCCAGCCAAAGGUUUGUGCAUCGCUGAUCUGCUCAGCUUGGUGCCUGGUGCAAACCUUUGUCGCUCAGAACAAUCUUGGAUAACUCUGGUAACUGACCUAAGGACUGGACUCUGGUUUUGCUCUCUCUGUAUGUAUGCUGAGCACUUUUGCACCUGUAAUAUAUGGACUUGUAUAAUACACCAUCUGCACUUCAUCACAA